This is a messenger RNA of Oncorhynchus tshawytscha (Chinook salmon), 2290 nucleotides long. Its product is annotated as ankyrin repeat and death domain-containing protein 1A. The coding region runs from base 158 to 1690 and encodes 510 amino acids. The record is from RefSeq and is a predicted model, not a curated record. NCBI's taxonomy places the organism in Eukaryota, Metazoa, Chordata, Actinopteri, Salmoniformes, Salmonidae. The transcript is spliced from 15 exons. Gene Ontology annotation, biological process: signal transduction. Gene Ontology annotation, molecular function: protein binding.
GCGCUCAACACUCAACACCCGGAUGUGUGCGGCACUUCGACUGCAUAGUAGAAUCGCUGGAUCCAGAUAAUAGACUAUUUGAUGGGAAUCAGAUCGCGGAUUACGACAAAAAAAAUGAAAUCAACUGAAUCAGUGCCGUUUUGGAAUCACUGACAGAAUGGAGGACGAUCUGGUUUCAGAGGAUGAUAUCUUGCUCCGGUCGGAGAAGGAAUUCCACGAUGCAGCAAAGAGGAACGACACGGACAAAAUGAAAGAGCUGAUGAAGAAAGGAGUGGACAUCAAGGCCAAAAACAAAAAAGGCCGUACAGCGCUGCACUGGGCGGCAGGGGCUGGGAACGAGCAGGCUCUACGUCUGUUACUAGACCAUAAUAAUGAGGUGGAUGUGGAGGACAGUUUUGGUAUGAAUCCUCUGCUGCUGGCAGCCUGGUUCGGUCGCCUCAAGAUCCUACAGAUCCUCGUGGCCUCUGGCGCAAAGCUCAACUGUGAAAACAAAAAUGGGCUGGGCCUGCUGCACUGUGCCGCCCAGCGGGGUCAUAGCAGAGUACUGGAGUUCAUCAUGGAGGACCUAGUAGAGGAUGUACUGCUGGACAGGAUGGACAAUUCUGGGAAGACGGCGUUUCACCUGGCUGCAGAACAUGGACAACUAGAGGUGGUUGAGUUCCUCAUCGGUAUGGGCUGCACUCACGGCCUCAAGGAUAAGGAUGAAAACAUGGCCAUCCAUCUAGCAGCCAAGCAUGGACAUAACGAGGUCCUGCAGAAGUUAGUUGAGACAGGAGUGGACAUUGACGAGAGAAACAUAGACGGACUGACACCUCUGCACCUGUCCUCUGAUGGAGGUCACUAUGAAUGUGUCAAACUACUGCUGGAGGCCUGCUGUAAUGUCAACGCGCUGACAAACAAGAAUAUGAAUGCCCUCCACUACGUGGCCCAGCACGGCUUUGAGAGGGAGACCAGUCUGCUACUGGAGGCGGGCAUCAACACAGACACGGUGGAUGGCCAACACACAUCCCCUCUUCACAUCGCCGUGCUCCACAAUCACACCGAGGUGGUACGGCUGCUAAUAGACGCUGAAUGUGAUCUGGACAUAUCUGACAAUAGGCUCCAGACAGCCCUGCACAUUGCAGCAGAGCAUGGAAGACAGGACAUCGCUGAGAUGAUCCUCAUAGCUGGGGUUAACCUCAAACUACUGGAUAAGCAGGGGAAGACUUCUCUGGAGGUGGCAGCCAGAGGAAACCAUGUCAUCUUAGUGGACAUGAUCAUCAAAGCAGACCGGUUUUACAAGUGGGAAAAGGACAACGUGAUCAGCGAUGAUGAUGAUUCGUGGCUGGGAAAGCAGCUGAGCUUUAAGCAGGACCACCAGGUGGAGACCCAGCACCUGCGCUCUGUCACGUGGAGGCUGGCCACCAAAGACCUGUCCCGCGGGGAGUGGAAGAGCCUCGCACAACACUGGGGCUUCACGGAUGCCCACAUACGCUCCAUAGAGCAGCAGUGGACAGGUACAAAGAGCUUCAAGGAGCAUGGGCACCGUAUGUUGCUGAUCUGGCUGCAUGGAGUAGUCAUCGCAGGGGAGAACCCAAUCAAAGGCCUGUAUGAGGGACUGACGGGGAUCUCCAGGACCGACCUAGCUGAAAGCAUCAGACAGAAGGCAAAUGCAGACACAAGCUCUCCCAAGAAAUGCACCGCCAUGUGAACAAGUCCAUCCUGAAACACACUGAUAUACUGCAGGAAUAAAUGCCCAUCCCAGGGUUCAAAACUAAAAAUAGUGUCUGAAUAAAGUUAACACACUGAACAAAAUAUAAAUGCAACAUGUAAAGUGUUGGUCCCAAGUUUAAUGACCUGAAAUAAAUGAUCUCAGAAAUGGUCCAUACGCACAAAAAGCUUAUUUCUCUCAAAUGUUGUGCAGAAAUUAGUUUACAUCCCUGUUAGUGAGCAUUUCUCCUUUGCCAAGAUAAUCCAUCUGCCUGACAGGUGUGGCAUAUCAAGAAGCUGAUUAAACAGCAUGAUCAUUACACAGGUGUACCUUGUGCUGGGAACGAUAGAAGGCAACUCCAAAAUGUACAGAUUUGUCACACAACACAAUGCAACAGAUGUCUCAUGUUUUGAGGGAGCAUGAAAUUGGAAUGCUGACUGCAUGAAUGUCCAUCAGAGCUGCUGCCAGAGAAUUUAACGUCCAUAAGUCUCAAGUCAUUUGAGAGAAUUUGGCAGUACGUCCACCCGGCCUCACAACCACAGACCACAUGUAUGGCGUUAUGUGAGCGAGCGGUUUGCUGAUGUCAACGUUGUGGACAGA